This is a messenger RNA of Penicillium odoratum, 1017 nucleotides long. RefSeq lists its product as uncharacterized. The record is from RefSeq and is a predicted model, not a curated record. The coding region runs from base 1 to 1017 and encodes 338 amino acids. The transcript has a single exon. Lineage: Eukaryota; Fungi; Ascomycota; Eurotiomycetes; Eurotiales; Aspergillaceae.
AUGCCAACAAUCUUACUGCCAUCAUCAGCCGCCGCUUUUGCGCCGCGAUCCUCCCCGAAUGUGGUGUUGAAUACCAAGGUGGCACCAUGGUUGACGGCUACUUUGAAACGAGUCAAUCGUGUCAAGCGUCCUUUGAAUAAUGUCACCCAACACACCCGGUGCCUGACGGAGACUUUGUCAUCAAAGAAUGCGAUUUGGACCCUGUGUUCCAUGAUGUUCACCAAGGCCCCCGAGGCGGAGCUGCGGAAGGACGAGAAUCCACUUGUGGAAGGUCUAUUCAAUUAUCAGAUGAUCCACAUUGAGGCCUACGUCGUUCACGUCGACAUGGUCUCCCGGAACGAGGUCGCAUUCAAACUAACCCCGGAGACGAUUGAAGCCCUGGUGGAUUAUCAUCAAGACGUCUACUCGGUGGAUGCGGCCGCCAACACGUGGGACUGGUCCGGAAAGCAGAGCCAGCUGAAGAAGUUACAGGAGGAGUUUGUCCAAGCUGCUAACAGAUUCGUGUACCGUACUGAUGCCGAAGCCCUGGAGGGACUAGAGGAAGAUGGUGCCGGAGACCUAAUGUGUGGGCGAGGCGAAGACGCCAAGCAGGCCAUCGCGAAUCUAUUCGUGCCCCUGCUACCACCUCCACCACGGGUGGUGGAUGUGAUGCGCGCCGUCCCUCUCCUGCCUAGUUCGACCGGCCCGGAAGCCUGGUGGCACCCCAUCCCACCGUCCGCGCAACUCGAGUCGUGGAAAGUACUGCCGCCCAGUCCAACCCCGGCCAACACGGAUGAUUCUAAUCCGAAUCUUUGGGCCAGUCUCAGUUUCAGUGAUGCGCAGCUGCCAUCACCGACCCCGUCCUACUGCCAGCCGUACACCACCGCCCCGUACCCGUACGACAUGGUAUCGACUUCGGCCGCCUUCGCGCCCCUCCCGCUCCCGAGUACGCUCGUGCAACCUUGCAGUACCAUGGCGAACAUGACAGGCUUCGGCUGGGGAGACUUCGCUCCGCUGCCCUACGGCAUGACUAUCUAA